Molecule: messenger RNA, 255 nt
Organism: Pipistrellus kuhlii (Kuhl's pipistrelle)
Lineage: Eukaryota; Metazoa; Chordata; Mammalia; Chiroptera; Vespertilionidae
Product: beta-defensin 119
Exons: 2
Coding region: 1-249 (82 amino acids)
Biological process (GO): defense response to Gram-positive bacterium; defense response to Gram-negative bacterium; antifungal innate immune response
Molecular function (GO): lipopolysaccharide binding
Source: RefSeq, a predicted model, not a curated record
AUGAGGGCUCUACUCCUGCUUGUCAUCCUCCUGGCCAUCCAGCCGGAGGUAUCAGGUAGACAACACGUCCUCCAUUGCAUGGGUAACAUGGGAAUCUGCAGAUCAUCUUGCAAAAAGACUGAACAGCCCUACCUCUAUUGUAGAAAUUAUAAAACAUGCUGCCUCCAGUCCUACAUGAAGAUAAACGUUAUUAGCAAAGAGGACAGACAUGAACAGAACAAAGUGGCCCGCUGGCCAAAAAUACCCUGAGCGCCA